This is a messenger RNA of Micropterus salmoides (largemouth bass), 534 nucleotides long. RefSeq names its product molybdopterin synthase sulfur carrier subunit-like. Lineage: Eukaryota; Metazoa; Chordata; Actinopteri; Centrarchiformes; Centrarchidae. The transcript has 4 exons. Gene Ontology annotation, biological process: Mo-molybdopterin cofactor biosynthetic process. The record is from RefSeq and is a predicted model, not a curated record. The coding region runs from base 115 to 378 and encodes 87 amino acids. Gene Ontology annotation, cellular component: cytosol.
GACUCCAGCAGCCAAUAGCAGCGGGGCAGGAAGUGACGCUCAGCUGGUGAACAGCUUUUUGGGGCAAAGCUUCAGUAAAGUUUCCUCAGAUGUGCAGAACCUGCCGCCUUCUUCAUGACUGCGCAGGUGAGUGUGUUGUACUUCGCUAAGAGCGUGGAGCUGACCGGCCUGAAGGAGGAGGACAUCGCCGCCGUGCCGACGCCAAUCAGCGGCCUCGACCUGUGGAGGCUGUUGCUACAGCGACACCCCAGACUCUCUCUCCUGCAGGGUCAGGUGGUGCUGGCCGUGCGUCAGCAGUACGUUGCCAUCGGCAACCAGGUGGUGACCCUGAGAGACGGGGACGAGGUGGCCGUGGUGCCGCCGCUCAGCGGGGGGUAACCGGCUGUCAGACGAACCGCCUGCUGAUUCAUUCUGAGGCUGCGGACAACCAAUCAGAGCGCUGCUGAGCUCACCUGGACACUCUCAUGUUCUCAGAUGGCCGAGUCGGCGGAGCGGAGAGACGUCUUCAAGCUGAGCCGUGAUGGGCUGUCUGUA